AUGUCUACUUCUACAACUGAGCACGAUGCAUAUUUAGUCAAAAACUGGGACACAGAGACACUUAUCCUUUAUCUAUAUGAUUUCACGCAAGCAGGUUUGGAAUUGGGGCCGGCAAUGAGACUCGCAAAAGAAGCCAAUGCCCUUAAAGCCACCACGCCGCGCCGAAGCGGUUAUUCUCAUCGUACCGCAGUUUGA
Messenger RNA from Paraglomus brasilianum, 195 nucleotides. Lineage: Eukaryota; Fungi; Glomeromycota; Glomeromycetes; Paraglomerales; Paraglomeraceae. The record is from the annotation of a GenBank genome assembly.